UUCCAUGUCCAGGCGGUUGCAGAAGGAGUUGAGAGACCUGCAACUCACAGGUUGUCCAACAGGAAUCGCUCUGCUGAAGGCAGACGACUUCCAGACAUGGAUUCUCUCCUUAGAAGUCCUCGGUAAUACACUCUAUGAGGGCGAAAAGUUCGCUCUCCGUUUUGUGUUCGACAAUUCGUAUCCAAUUACGCCGCCAGCAGUCAUGUUCGUUGUAGAUGACGAGAAUCAGGCACCCAUUCAUCCGCACGUUUACUCCAACGGUCACAUAUGCGCUUCAAUUCUAGGCAACGAAUGGUCCCCGGUGCUUACUGUUAGUGCCGUAUGUAUUACACUGCAAAGUAUGCUAGCGUCUUGCAAGUCGAAGGAACGCCCACCGGAUAACAAUCGCUAUGUCAGCCAUGCACCUGCAGAUCCGAGAAAGACUCGCUGGGAUUUCCACGAUGAUAGUGUAUGAUAUUCCCCGCUUAUCGAUCGCUGUGAAAGGUACACCAUUUGUUCGUCCUGUAAUAUAGCACCUGUCUACGAAGGUUGGCAACUCUUCGCUGAUGUCGAACACUGAGUUGUGUGUAGACGAAAUCCUCAUCUGUGCAAUCGGCCUUGUCUGCGGAGAGAUCGCCAUCGCCAUCGCACCUGUCUGCAUCAUCGUUCAAGUUCUUUGUGAUGCUAUUGCCCGCUACUGUUAGGAACGACCAGUCACCACAUGUCCCGCAGUGUCAAUGUCUCGUUUCGUCAGCUCGUCGCCGCAGAGGUUUGAUAGCAGCCUGUCUCUCCGGUUCUCGAUU
Phanerochaete carnosa HHB-10118-sp is the source of this 782-nucleotide messenger RNA. RefSeq lists its product as uncharacterized. The transcript has 10 exons. The coding region runs from base 5 to 454 and encodes 149 amino acids. The record is from RefSeq and is a predicted model, not a curated record. NCBI's taxonomy places the organism in Eukaryota, Fungi, Basidiomycota, Agaricomycetes, Polyporales, Phanerochaetaceae.